Messenger RNA from Phlebotomus papatasi, 1381 nucleotides. RefSeq names its product E3 ubiquitin-protein ligase Hakai (gene Hakai). Lineage: Eukaryota; Metazoa; Arthropoda; Insecta; Diptera; Psychodidae. Gene Ontology annotation, molecular function: ubiquitin protein ligase activity. Gene Ontology annotation, biological process: protein ubiquitination; regulation of cell adhesion. The transcript has 4 exons. The record is from RefSeq and is a predicted model, not a curated record. The coding region runs from base 100 to 1257 and encodes 385 amino acids.
UCGUAGGUGGCGCCGGUAGUCUAUGUCUGCUAGUUUUGUUUACAGCUGAGAUUUCUGUCUUUUCCGGCUUUUCCUCGAGGUUUUCCACUCCCCAGAGACAUGCCAAAACGUGGUAGACCUAGGAAAAAGAAUGUAAUAGUGUCAGAUGAGGAGCCGGUUAUGUCACAAGAUUCCGAGGUCCAAAGCAACGAGGAUGAGAAAGAGGAAGUUGCCCAGGAAGCUAUCAAGAUUGACAUGGAGGCUGACAUCUCUCAGUUGGAAGCACCAACUUUCACCACAAUCCAACGUGGACCUCCAGAACCAAUGCUAAGACUCAAGUGGAAUCAUCGGGUGACACUGAUUGGGGAGAAAGUGCUGAAUCCCAUGAUUCAUUGCUGUGACAAAUGUCUGAAGCCUAUCCUGAUUUAUGGGAGAAUGAUUCCCUGCAAGCAUGUCUUUUGUCUGGCUUGUGCUCCCACGGAACCUCUGAAGGAGUGUUUCAGGUGCAAGGAGAAGGUCUGCCGGGUGGAACAAUCGGGCUUAGGGUCUGUUUUCAUGUGCAGUCACGGUGGAUCCCGGUAUGGGAGUAAGGGCUGCAAAAGAACUUACUUGUCUCAGAGGGAUUUACAGGCUCACAUCAAUCAUCGGCACUUACCCCAUUUGGCGUCUAACCAGGAGAAUUCAAACUCUGAUUUGGCCAGUGAGUCACUGAAGCCAACACCAACAACAAAUCCGCGCAAACUUUCCGGAAGCGAGAAUCCUGGACCAUUGAGGGCUAAUGUGAGAAAUGCCCAGGCGUAUUCUGUCAACAUCCCAGUGGUGAGUCAACAGAACAGUCGGACAAAUCUGAUCACUGUGCCUAUUCAGGAUUCCCAGCAGUCGGGAAUAUCGGGGAUUGUGGGCCUCGGGGGGCAACAGGGGACUCAGCAUGGGGAACUGGGAGUAACAUCUAAUCCGUACUUCGCCAUGAGCACUGCCCAGAGCUUAUAUUCACAGGGAAGUCAAAACUUUUCGGGGAUUACAUCAAUGGUGCACAGUGGAGCUUCCAGUCAAUCGACUCAGGCCAGGAAUAUGCCCAAUUUGCAGUCACAGAGCAGCCAGAAUCCAGCCACAACGUCUGCAGCUGCCCACCAAGCGUCUCAAUUCUUCACACAAUACUCCGGACAGCAGCAGUAUAAUCAAUUGCCGCACUAUCAGAACUCCUCGGGAUAUGAUCAACAGAUGUACAACAGCAAUGUUCAGCAGAAUCAGCCUUGGAAUCAGCAAUAUUACAGAUAAGGUCCAAAGAGCCCAAGUAAGUUUUUCUCUAUUUUUGUCUCUUUUGGAUUUUAUCCAUAGAAGAUUUCUCAAUAAAAUUUCGGCGUGAAGGGAAAAAAUUUCCUUCUAGAAUUUAUCUAAGAAA